GCGCUGCGCUUUUGUACUUUGAACUCUCGAAAUAAUUUCGUCACACAAAAAAUCCCGGGCAAAAAUUUCACUCAGAUUGCACAAAAUUCGUGAUUCGCGCUCUGAUUUCACUCUACCUGAGCAUACGGAUCACUUGUAUGCAUGCGUCUAUCCACAAGCAGCUGUCUUCGCGCUCUCUGUCGAUCGCUUUCGAUCUUAGCUGGGAGUGAAGACUCUCCGAGGUUGAAUUGGGGUUAAUUGAGUUAGUUGAGCUGACAAUUUCGGUAAAUUAUUGAUCUUGGGGCAAUUUAAUUAGGUUGGUGUGGUAUUUAGCUGUCGAUGCGUAUUCUAGGGUUUGGUUGUUCGAAGUCUGCUUUGGGAAAAGGAAUUGAAUGUAGGUUGUGCUUGAUUUUACAUAUUGAAGAGUUAGAAGAAAAACAACGUCUUGAAGUAGCUGUGCUGUUGUUUUUUUUGUGAGAGUACAAUAAUUGUUGACUGGAACUGGAAGUGGUAGCCUGGUAGGACAGGAAAAUGUUUUACUCACAGUUCAUAUUGGCGAAAAAGGGGCCGCUGGGAACGAUUUGGAUAGCUGCGCACUUGGAACGUAAGCUUCGUAAGAAUCAGGUUGCUGAUACUGAUAUUGGAGUUUCUGUAGAUUCAAUUCUUUCCCCCGAUGUGCCAAUUGCACUUCGUUUGUCCAGCCAUCUCCUGCUUGGUGUGGUGAGGAUCUACAAUAAAAAGGUGAACUACCUUUUUGACGAUUGCAGUGAGGCUUUGCUCAAAGUUAAGCAAGCUUUUCGAUCUACUGCUGUCGAUCUACCUCCAGAAGAAUCAAAAGCACCAUAUCACUCCAUUACAUUGCCAGAGAAAUUUGAUCUUGAUGACUUUGAGCUGCCAGAUAGCGAUAUUUUCCAAGGUAACUAUGUCGAUCAUCACAUUAGUUCAAGAGAGCAAAUCACUCUUCAAGAUACAAUGGAGGGUGUCAGUUACUCCACAUCAAAGUUUGGGCUGGACGAGAGAUUUGGUGAUGGUGAUAUGUCUGGAUUGGACCUGGAAGAGGAAUUGUUAAUGGAGAAACUUGGUACUGCAGAACCUGCCGAUGAGGGGGCGGAUCCACGGACAUCUUUUGGAUCAACAUCGACUCUUAAGCAAGACCAACAUCCUGAAGAUAUGGGUACUAAUUUGGAAGCCAUGGUUGAUGGUGGUGGUGCAUGUGCUGAUGUAUUGGACUAUGCACAUGCUCCUUGUACUCCUAGACUGGAGGAUGAGCCAAUAUUUUCUAAAGUUCAAGAAGCUUCUGCAUGUGAUGAUCAUCUUGAAUCGGAAUAUCAUAUAACUGGGUCCACUACGAGGGAGAACAUGGAUACAGCUCCUUAUGAGGAUAAACAAGAGGUGGAAUGGUGUUCGCAGAAUGAUAUGAUUAUGGAUGCAGUACCUCAGGGGCCACAUGCGGAGAACGGAUACCUGUCAGGUGGAUUGGAAGCCAAAGAAACAGGGCGACAAGGUCAAACAGAAUCCAUAAAACUGGCUUCGGAAUGCACUAGUGAGAUCAUUAAAGAAUCCGAUAUUCCAGGGCAAACUGAAGCCAUCAACAACAAUUAUAAGAAUGGUUUGGUAUCAAUUGAUGAAGCUCACCGCAACGACCUGUGUCCCAAUGAAGUUGGUCCAGGAGUUUCUGAAGGUGCAUCAGCAAAAAAUGUACAACCUCUUGAUAUUGAAGCUCCUUCCGAUGAACAGCAAAAAUCAUGUCGUGAUGAAGCAGGGUUAUCUUCAGAAGACCAAAAUGGACUUAUUUUAGGGCAACCAGAAACUCAAAUUUGUCAGGGCACUAUUGAAUCCAGAACAUUAAACCUUGAUGCUCAUGACCAAGUCUCAGCUACUGAACCUAAUGUUUUGAGGCCCUGUAGCUCUAUCCAGGACCAAGAUGGUGCAUUAAAACCUGCAGUUAGCCCUACAUAUGAUGGUGAUGUCAAUUCUGUCAUCAACGUUGAAGCAACUGAUGGAGGAGAAGAGACAGCAAAGCUAGGUCAAGUGCAUUCUUUAAAUAUCAAUUCAGAAGAAAAUACGAAGGAAAACAAAGUAAAACAUGAUCCAUCCGGUGAAGAUAUUCUAGUGGCUGCUGUUGAAGCUGAUGGUCUGGCAAAUGCUACCACUGAGCUGCCUGCUCCUGAAAAACUUCUUUCUGUACCAGAAGGACAUAUGGAGUUGCAUAGUGGCAUGAUGAUGGAAGUUAUCCCCAGGGACAUUGAGGGUCUUUAUGAAGAUGACGCUGGGAGCAAAACUGCUGCAGGCAGAAAGCGUACUUUUACUGAAAGUACACUAACGGAACAGAGUCUUAAUUCAGUUGAAUCUUCAAGACAAGUCCGUUUUAAACGAACGACAAGAUCAGUUCCAGAUGAUGACGAUUUACUUUCUUCUAUUUUAGUUGGAAGGAAUACGUCAAUGUUGAGAGUAAAGCCAACACCUCCUCCUUCUGAAGUGACAUCUAUGAAGCGCCAUCGAGCUGCGCCUCGGUCUGGUGGUCCCAAAAGAAAAGUUCUUAUGGAUGAAACAAUGGUUUUGCACGGCGAUGCCAUACGGCAACAGCUGACCAACACAGAAGACAUUCGUCGUGUUAGAAAGAAAGCUCCAUGCACACUCUCUGAAAUAUCAAUGAUACAGAAACAGCACAUGGUCGAUGAAACUUUUCUUGAGCCUGUAUUUGCUGGCAUGUCAGUUGAAUUGGCAUCUUUGCACAAUCGUGUAUAUGAUUUGGGUCGGAUCAAGGUCUGUCAGAAUGAAGUACAUAAUGCAUCUCCGCAAAUUGUGAGUGAACUGAGGCAGCCUUCCCAAAAUGAUGAAAAUAUUAAUCUCUCUGAAACUAUGGUUGAACCAGACAUAAAUUCCCACCGCAAAAAGUCUGGUGCUUGUCUUGAAACUGUGGUUAUGGAUGACAAUGAGGGGCCUGGUAUGACCAAUACAAUAGAAAUUGGUGGGCAGGAUAAAAACGGCGAGUUUUUGACAGUGAGAGAUAAUGAAACAGCUGAGCCAUGUGAUAAUCAUCUUCUGAGUGAAAAUAAGAUAGAAGAAGUUGAUUACACGAGUGCAGCAGUCAAUGAAGAGUGGACCAAGCCUACAACUGUGGGUGCUGCUCUAAUAGAUUCUGGUGCAACUAGUGAUAUCCUUCAUGCUUCAGAUGGUAUCGUUCAGGCAGCUUCUAUAAAUGAAUCUGAAGGUACAAAUGCAUAUGCGGACAAAGAUGAAGCUGUCGUUCUUGAUCAGAGGGAAGCUGUGCCCUCAGAUGAAUUGGACUUUGCAGAAAUUAAUCAUGAACAAGCAAUGGGGAAUGAAGGGAAAGAUAAAGAUGGCUAUGGGGGUGAGUGUGAAACUAACCUUGGAGUGAAGGAUUAUGGUCUGCCAGAGAUGACGCAAGAUGCUGCUGCUUGCUAUGGAGGGCCAGAAUACCACGUUCAGGAUGAAAUUUACAGUACUACAUCUAAAGACCAGCUAGACUUGGAAUUUCCAUAUACAGGAUUCGAAAGCAUGCUGCAAGGUGGCUCAAUGGAUCAAUGCAAAGACCCUGAAGCUUAUCAACUUCAUAUGAUGGAUGGAGAAAUUUCUGGUUUUGACCUGCACGAUCGAGAUGAACUCAAUUAUUUGGCUGAAGGAAAUGAUACAGACUUUCUAAAUGUUGAUGACGAUGACUUGACUGAAAUGGCUGAUGACUAUAUGCCUGAUGCUGAAGACACACGACAUAAUGAGAACAUCGGGUGGUCUUCUCGUACAAGAGCUGUUUCCAAGUAUCUACAAUCUGCAUUUAUUAAAGAGGCACAAUGUGGAAGGGUUUCUCUUUCCUUGGACAGCCUCUUAAUCGGAAAAUCACGCAAGGAAGCGUCGAGGAUGUUUUUCGAAACACUGGUCCUUAAAACAAGAGACUACGUCCACGUGGAAGAGCCAAUCGCGUUUGGUGAUAUAACCAUAAGGCCGCGAACCAGGCUGAUGAAAUCCGAUUUCUAAACCUUCUACGCUGGAAAAUUUCGGAAACAUAUUCAAGAACAAGAUGAGAAUUCUGGACUGCAGGAUCUCAGGCUUAAUUAUUCUGUUCUCUCUCUGUUUUAUUUGCGGCAGCUAGAUUCAUUCUUUUCAUGUGAUGCUUUCAGUCAGAGAUGCUAACUGACUAAUUAGGUUGCUGUUGCAUGUAACUGUCUGUUCAACUCAGUAGAUUGUUUUACCCAAUCAUACAAUAUCUUGUAUUUAUAUGUGUAUAUUUAUACAUAAAAUCUAUCAUGUAAUAUCAAGUUUUUGCGGCAA
Salvia splendens (bonfire salvia) is the source of this 4269-nucleotide messenger RNA. RefSeq names its product sister chromatid cohesion 1 protein 4. Gene Ontology annotation, biological process: sister chromatid cohesion; replication-born double-strand break repair via sister chromatid exchange. NCBI's taxonomy places the organism in Eukaryota, Viridiplantae, Streptophyta, Magnoliopsida, Lamiales, Lamiaceae. The record is from RefSeq and is a predicted model, not a curated record. Gene Ontology annotation, cellular component: cohesin complex. Gene Ontology annotation, molecular function: chromatin binding; protein binding. The coding region runs from base 511 to 3975 and encodes 1154 amino acids. The transcript has 17 exons.